AUGGAUUCAUCAAAACACCAUUUAGGCACAGAAGGGUGUAGCAGCAGUGAAUCUGGGUGGACAAUGUACAUUGCCUCUCCUAUGGAAGAAGAUGACAAUGAGUGCAGUGACCAUGUUGUUGAUGAUAAUGACCACAAUACCAUUGCUAUCGAUGGAAAUUUCAAUGACGAAGGUGGUGAUGAGCAAGACAGUGAUGACUCGAUGGCUUCAGAUGCUUCUUCCGGCCCCAAUCAUCGGUAUAAAUAUGAGAAUGGUCAAACUAGUCGUGGAACAACAAGUGUUAAGCAAGAUAAGGGCAACAAUUUCAACCAUUGUUCUCCUACAAAGCCAAACAAAAAGGAGAAGAGUUAUGAAAACAGCACCGAAAAGAACAGAAGGUUUCCUGCUAACAGAAAAUACAGCAAAUAG
Jatropha curcas is the source of this 408-nucleotide messenger RNA. Its product is annotated as protein SOB FIVE-LIKE 4. Gene Ontology annotation, biological process: cytokinin biosynthetic process. Lineage: Eukaryota; Viridiplantae; Streptophyta; Magnoliopsida; Malpighiales; Euphorbiaceae. The record is from RefSeq and is a predicted model, not a curated record.